UUUUCAUCUUUCUUUAGGAAAACACAUUAAUCCAAUACAUUUGCACCAAUCGUACUCUACUCAUCAUUUUAAACCCACUCACUUCAUCUUCGCCAUCCGACCACAGCAAAACCCCAUUACCUCCUCUGCUUUCAAAACAUAUGUAGAUUGAUUUUUCGAGGUGACGAUUCAAUAAGGUUAUAUUCUAUACCAAUAAAAUCAUGUCGCCGCCCUCGGCCUCGGCAGACGCCACAAUCUACAACCUCUGCCUCCUCACACUAUACCUCAUAGCCCUCCCAACAUUCCUCGCACUCCACUUCAUCCAAGCCCCAUACGGCCGUCACCGCCGCUCAGGGUGGGGCCCCACAAUCCCUUCAUGGCUCUCAUGGCUUCUCAUGGAAAGUCCCACCAUUUUUUUCUCUCUCCUAAUCUACCCUUUCGGCCAAUUCGCUUCUUCCCUCCGAUCGUUCUCUCUCCUCGCCGUCUUCCUCCUCCACUACUUCCACCGCACCGUCGUUUAUCCUCUUCGUCUUCGCCGGAAAACCACCAGCGAUUUUCCGAUCUCUGUUUCUUUAAUGGCUUUCUCGUUUAAUCUGCUGAAUUCGUAUGUUCAAACGAGGUGGAUCUCGAAUUACUGUGAUUAUGGUUUGGAUGAGUGGUUUUGGGGGCGGUUUUCCGGUGGAAUGGUGGUUUUUGGUUUUGGUAUGGUGUUAAAUGUGAAAUCGGAUUUGGUUUUGGUGGGCUUGAAGGCCCAAGGUGGUGGAUAUAAGAUUCCAAGAGGUGGGCUUUUUGAGUUGGUGAGUAGCCCAAAUUAUUUGGGGGAGAUUAUUGAGUGGUUGGGCUGGGCUAUUAUGACUUGGUCUUGGGCUGGAUUCGGGUUUUUCUUGUAUACAUUUUGUAAUUUGGUGCCAAGGGCAAUGGCUAAUCAUAAGUGGUAUUUGGAGAAGUUUAAGGAUGAAUAUCCAAAGACUAGGAAAGCUAUAAUUCCCUUUAUGUACUAAAAAAAUAAGUACAUUACAUACUACCCCCGUUGUAUAUUAUAUGCAACGAUUAUACAUGUUCUAUUUGAAACGGAGGUAGUAUAUUAAUUGCAAAUGAUUCUUGUAUUAGUGCUAGAAUUUGAGAUGUAAGCGUGAAUUGUAUGGGUGAAAUAAAUGUCCUGGUAUUAGUAUUUUGUUAAUCAGUUGGAAUCUUAAGAUCAAGGUGUAAGAGCUAAUAAGCAUGGGAAUUAAUCCUAUUUUUUAGGUCGAAAACGUACUUCGUGAUAAAAUAAUCAUGGGAAUUAA
This is a messenger RNA of Chenopodium quinoa (quinoa), 1265 nucleotides long. RefSeq names its product steroid 5-alpha-reductase DET2. Gene Ontology annotation, molecular function: 3-oxo-5-alpha-steroid 4-dehydrogenase activity. The record is from RefSeq and is a predicted model, not a curated record. Lineage: Eukaryota; Viridiplantae; Streptophyta; Magnoliopsida; Caryophyllales; Amaranthaceae. Bases 201 to 980 code for a protein of 259 amino acids. Gene Ontology annotation, biological process: brassinosteroid biosynthetic process. The transcript has a single exon. Gene Ontology annotation, cellular component: membrane.